ACACUUCCUGAAAGAAUGGGGGCAGGCGCAUUAGCCAUCUGUCAAAGUAAAUCAGCAGUGAGGCUGAAGGAAGACAUGAAAAAGAUAGCUGCGCUGCCACUGAACAAGCAGAGGGACGAUCGCUGUCAGAAGGUGUUCGGUGUGAGUCUCCAGGACCUCCAGCAGCAGGGACUUACCAAGAAUGGUCUCCCAGCAGUGGUGUGGAAUACAGUAGAAUAUCUGACCCAGCACGGGCUGACACAGGAAGGUCUCUUCAGGGUGAAUGGUAACAUGAAAAUGGUGGAUCAGUUGCGUCUGAAAUAUGACCGAGGGGAGGAAGUGGAGCUGGCUAAAGAUGCUGAUGUGUGCUCAGUAGCCAGUUUGCUGAAAUUAUUUCUGAGGGAGCUGCCAGAUGGGGUGAUCACUUCUGCAUUGCAUCCCAGAUUUAUACAGCUUUACCAGGACCCUAGAAAUGAUGCUGAGAAGGAGAACAACUUGAAAGAACUAAUAAAAGAGCUGCCUGACGCCAACUACUGCCUGCUGAAGUACCUGUGCCGGUUCUUGACCCAAGUUGCUGAGCAUCACACGGUGAACAGAAUGAACAUUUUCAAUCUGGCCACCAUUUUUGGACCAAAUUGUUUUCACGUGCCUUCUGGAUUUGAAGGUAUGAAGGAACAGGAAAUCUGCAACAAAAUAAUGGCCAAAAUGCUGGAAAACUAUAAUACCUUGUUUGAGCUGGAGCACACAAAGAAGGAUGAUGAAAAUCAUGCAUGUGAAGAGCUAGCAAGAAUUAUUUUAGUGAAAGCCAGUUGUGAGCAGUCCCUGCCUAUCAAUCUGACAAGAGCUUUAGAAAGAGAGGCACCGAAGUCAACGCUACAAAGCAAGAUCACAAAGUCCACGAGGGAAGGAUCUGUACAGGAACGCCUCUUGCCACAACCAGAGUUGUCGGAUGGAAUUCCUCAAGUCAGCCUCCGAUUAACUGACAGUAGUGCAUGUUUGGAGGAAAUGGAUUUACCAGAUGAAAUCUCUUUCAUUAACAGUGCUGCAUUCUUCUCCAGUUCCCAAGAAGAUGAGCGGCCCAUGUCACCCUUCUAUUUGAGUGCCCAUGUAUCCCAAGUGAGCAGUAACAUUCCUACAACUGGAGAAUAUUUAGAGAAGACAAUCCGCUCAGCAGUGGAACAGCAUCUCUUCGAUGCUCAUGGCUCAGGUGGGCAGAGUUCAGAGGACUCCGAAUCAGGAACAUCGUCAGCCUCUUCAAAUGUGUCCACCAGGCAGAGGAGGCGGCAUCACAAAGAACAAGAUGAAGGCCGACGAAACAGAGACGUAGAGGUCAUCAACAAAGAAAACAUUCCUUCUGGAUUCGGAAACCUUGAAGAUUGUAUUCUGACUCCUCAGGAAGUAGAAAAAUUACAAGAAAACAACUCCGGGUUUAUUGGAGAAAGGAAUAAACCAAAACGGCAGAAAUCCAGCACUAAACUUUCUGAGCUUAACGAUAACCAGGAUAACCCUGUGAGUAUGGAAAGCUUUAGCUCCUCAAGGCCGAUAGCCAGAGCAGGACCUGAUGACAUGGAGGUUUUGUCUGACGAAAGCAAAGAAAAUGAAAAUGACGAUGUGUUUUUCAGGCACUCACAGCAGAUUUCGAGCAUGAAGAUUCAGGAGCACCCGAGCAUUCCCGAAACCAAAUUACAGAGGAACCAAGAUGCUGAUGGUCAGGAAGAUAGCUUCGUCUCAGAAGUGCCUCGGCUGGACUUGACAGCCUUGUGCGAUGACAACAGCUGGGAAGAGCCCGUCCCAGCUUUCUCCUCCAGGGAACGAGAUGGCUUAGACUCCGACGAAGCUCACCUGUCCCCACAGGCCGGAUGUCUAAUUCGGCAGCUUCUGGAUGAGGACAGCGAUCCAAUGCUGUCUCCUCGUUUCUAUGCUUAUGGGCAAAGCCAGCAGUACCUGGAUGAUACAGAAGUGCCUCCCUCCCCUCCUGACUCCCAUUCAUUCAUGAGGAGACGGAGUUCUUCUUUAGGAUCUUGUGAAGAUGACCGAGAGGAUCUGACACCUACACAGCUGACCCGGAGGAUUCAGGGGCUUAAGAAGAAGAUCAGGAAGUUUGAGGACAGAUUUGAGGAGGAGAGGAAAUACAGACCUUCCCACAGUGACAAAGCAGCCAACCUAGAGGUGCUGAAAUGGACAAAUGAACUGGCAAAAUUUCGGAAGCAGCUUAAAGAGUCAAAACUAAAGAUAUCGGAAGAAGAUCUGGCUCCUGUGAUGCGCCAGCGGAGCAACACACUCCCCAAGAGCUUCGGGUCACAGCUUGAGAAGGAAGAUGACAAGAAGCAAGAUCUGUCUGAUAAAUCUGCAAAACCUGCGGUGGAGGUGACCUUAGACUCCAUCCAGAAGAAGCUGCAAGAAAAACGAGCAGAGACGAACCGGCCGGAGGACAUUAAGGACAUGACUAGAGAUGAGAUAGCAGCUGAGAAAGUGGCUCUUCAGAAAGCACUCUUGUAUUAUGAAAGCAUUCAUGGAAGACCGGUAACAAAAAAUGAGCGCCAGGUGAUGAAGCCCUUGUAUGACAGGUACCGCUUGGUCAAACAGAUCCUCUCCAGGGCCAACACCAUCCCUGUUAUUGGUUCCCCCUCCAGCAAGCGGAGAAGCCCUUUGCUGCAGCCAAUUAUCGAGGGUGAAACAGCUUCCUUCUUCAAGGAGAUAAAGGAGGAAGAGGAGGGUUCCGACGAGGACAGCACCGUGAAACCAGAUUUCACAGUCACCCUGAAACCAGAUUUCAGCGUGCGGAGUUUCCUGGAUCAACUAGAAGAUGAGGCUGAUGGCUUCAUUUCUCCAGUGGAUGAUAAGAUGCCUUCAAAGAGCAGCCAGGACAUGGGGCUUUCUACCCUCCAUGCUGCUUCUAUGCCAGAACUCUUAGAGCAGCUCCAAGAAGUCAGGGAAGAGAAAAAACGGAUCAGAAAAAAAUUGAGAGAAUUUGAAGAUAAUUUUUUCCGACAAAAUGGAAGAAAUGUCCAGAAAGAAGAUCGUACUCCCAUGGCUGAAGAAUACAAUGAAUACAAGCAGAUUAAGGCAAAGCUGAGGUUGCUGGAGGUGCUGAUCAGUAAAAGAGAUAUUAGUUCCAAGAGUAUGUAA
Molecule: messenger RNA, 3108 nt
Organism: Emys orbicularis (European pond turtle)
Lineage: Eukaryota; Metazoa; Chordata; Testudines; Emydidae
Gene: FAM13A
Product: family with sequence similarity 13 member A
Exons: 24
Coding region: 16-3108 (1030 amino acids)
Biological process (GO): signal transduction
Source: RefSeq, a predicted model, not a curated record